Molecule: messenger RNA, 3129 nt
Organism: Nelumbo nucifera (sacred lotus)
Lineage: Eukaryota; Viridiplantae; Streptophyta; Magnoliopsida; Proteales; Nelumbonaceae
Product: Pentatricopeptide repeat (PPR-like) superfamily protein
Biological process (GO): RNA modification
Molecular function (GO): zinc ion binding; protein binding; RNA binding
Source: RefSeq, a predicted model, not a curated record
UUGGCCUCAAUCCGACCUAACCCGGCCCAACUUGCACCGCAAUAUGCAGAAGCAACUUUCUCGACUUCGGGCUUCGGCUGGUAUGAAUAUCCGGUGGCUGCAGGGAAACACUCCGAUUGACAACAUGGGAAUAGAAAACAGCAGAAUAAUUCCAUUGUUCGACCUCUCUUCAAAAACCCAUCCACGUAAGGAUUCAAGGAAUACGUAUGCAGUUAGGCAUAAGUGUUGAACAGUGAUACUUAUCACCAUUCACCAUUUACGGAGAUCAUGUUAAUAUCCUCUGUCGAUGGUUCCAAAAGCUCUUAGUCGAUGAAUGUAUGUAGUAGUGGCUUGGGAGAGUGGAUUUUGACUUCAUGAUUCAUGGCUCCCGGCGUCUCAUCUCGGUUCCAGUUUCAGUUACACUCAGACCUAAUCUACCUCUUCGGUUUCUUUUUCGCUCUUCACAAUUUUGUUCUACGGUUUCUCAUUAUGAUCACCAAAGCCCGAUUGAAUUUGGCCAAAUCCUGUUCAGAAUCAGCAGCAGUCGGAAUAACAAUAACUACUACUACAAUUGCACAGUCGAUAAAUUCGAUCAUCUCCUCCAGCAGUGUACAACAGUUCAACAAUCCAAACAGAUUCAUGCUCAGAUCAUUCUUUUUGGAACAUAUGGAUCUGCAUUCCUUGCUGCAAGACUCGUAUCGGUCUACAGCAGAUUUGGGCUUCUUUCUGAUGCCCUAGAGGUCUUCCGCAGCGUACCCAUUGAAUGUAAUUCUGGCGUACUUUUAUGGAACUCCAUUUUGAGAGCAAAUAUUUAUCAUGGGCACUGGGAAGAAGCUCUUAGCCUCUACAUGCAAAUGCGUAAGUUUGGUAUUGCUCCGGACGGGUUCACUCUCCCCUUAGUUCUUAGAGCUUGUGCUUCCACGGGAAACUUGGUAUUGUGCAAGAAUAUUCACUCCCAUGCUGUACUGUUGGGUUUGCAGUUCCAUCUUCAUGUUGCGAAUCAAUUGGUCAAUAUGUAUGGGAAAAUUGGGCGAAUGGAUUAUGCCCGCCAAUUGUUUGAUAGGAUGCCUUGCAGGACUGUUCUCUCUUGGAAUACUAUGAUUUCUGGUUUUUCUUUGAAUUAUGACUGUGAUGGUGCUCUUGAGAUGUUUGGGCGAAUGGAAUCUGAAGGUUUUGAGCCAAAUCUUGUGACAUGGACGUCCUUAUUGUCAGCUCAUUCUCGAUGUGGGCAGCAUGAGGAAGUUAUGAGGUUAUUUGACAGUAUGAGAAUGAGAAGCAAUGGUUCUACUGCUGAAGCAGUGGCUGUGGUUUUAUCCGCUUGUGCAAAUUCAUAUUCAUUGGACAAGGGUAAGGAGAUCCAUGGUUAUGUUAUUACGAGUGGAUUCCAAGAUUAUGCAUUUGUGCAAAACUCGCUUAUAUCCAUGUAUGGGAAACAUGGAGAUAUUGAGGAUGCUAAGAAGCUAUUCUCUGAAAUCAAAGUGAAGAGCUUAGUGAGUUGGAAUGCAAUGCUAUCCUCUUAUGUAGAAACUGGCUUUUGUGAUGAGGCAUUGGAGCUUUUCUCUUACUUGGAGAACACAGAGGACAACCAACUGCUCGGACCCAAUUUGAUAAGUUGGAGUACGCUCAUUGAUGGUUUAUCUUCCAAGGGGCAGCGAGAUGAGUCCCUGGAACUCUUUCGUCGAAUGCUGCAUUUUGGUGUCAUGCCGAAUUCAAUCACAGUUGCCAGCAUUUUAUCAGUUUGUGCAGAUUUAGCAGUGCUGGGUCUUGGAAAGGAGAUUCACGGUCAUGUGGUCAGAAGUUUGAUGGAUAAGAACAUUUUGGUGGGUAAUGGACUGGUAAAUAUGUAUACAAAGUGUGGCAGUCUCAAACAGGGGCGUUUAGUAUUUGAUAAAAUUGGAAGUAGAGAUGUAAUCUCUUGGAACACAAUUAUUGCAGGAUAUGGACUGCAUGGAUUCGGCAGGGAUUCUAUAAACACUUUUGAUGAGAUGAUUAGAGCUGGAUUCAAGCCUGAUGGCAUCACAUUUGUUGCUGUUCUUUCAGCAUGUAGCCAUUCUGGGCUACUCAAUGAGGGCCGUGGGCUAUUUGGUCGGAUGAUGGAUGAAUUUAUGAUCCUUCCUCAAAUGGAACACUAUGCUUGUAUGGUUGAUCUUCUUGGGCGAGGUGGGCUAUUGCAAGAGGCAAGUGAGCUUGUGAAGACAAUGCCCAUGGUGCCCAAUUCCUGUGUCUGGGGAGCACUGUUGAACUCGUGCAGGAUAUAUGGAAAUACAGAGGUUGCAAAAGAGACUGCCUCUCAGAUUUUCAGCCUUGAAUCAGAGACUAGUGGGAGUUACAUGUUGCUUUCAAAUAUCUAUGCUGCAUGUGGGAGGUGGGAUGAUUCUGCAGAAGUGAGGGUGCUAGCAAAAAUGAAGGGUUUAAAGAAAAGCCCAGGGCACAGUUGGAUUGAGGUGAAGAAGAAGGUUUAUAUGUUCUCAUCGGGUAGCUCUUUGCCACCUGGUUUUCAGGAAGUUUAUGGAGUUCUCAAGGAUUUGUGUCAAUAUAUGGAGAGUAAGGGUUACAUACCUGACAAGAGUUUUGUGUUGCAAGAUGUAGAUGAAGAAGAGAAAAGGCAGAUAUUGUAUGGGCACAGUGAGAAGCUAGCAAUUGCAUUUGGACAUGCUAACAUUCCUCCCAGUAUGCCCAUUAGGGUCAUGAAGAACCUUCGUGUUUGUGGUGAUUGCCAUAACUGGACCAAGUUCUUCUCCAAGGUGACAACACGAGAAGUUAUUGUUAGAGAUGGACGCCGUUUCCAUCAUUUCAUGGAUGGGUUGUGUUCCUGCAAUGACUUUUGGUGACUGUUCAUCUUUGUCUGAGGAAAGUCAUUGAUACUUGCAAAGAGAAAAAAAAAGUUAAAACUUGCCAUUAUGUCGAAUCACAAUAGGCCUUAGGAUGCCGAAGUCAUGCUGAUUGUUAAUAAACUGUAAUUUGAUUGUCUUGAGCUUAUUGAAUCUGGAUAAAUUCAAAUAGGAGGGAAUCACUUCUAGACAUCAUUGUUUUCAUGCAAACUGGUAAAUUGGAUUUAGGUCUUUUUUUCAUGUACUGCAGUCAUUAUGAAGUAAUACACUCUUUUUCCUAGCAUUUAGCAGUAAAAAUUAACAAGAAUUCAGCAAUUCA